CGGCACACGUGUAUGAAAAUCAAUGGCUGCGUCCUGCGCUGUCUUCUCUCAUUUCUCUCUCUAUCCAAGUUCAAUGCUGUGCUUGACCUUCGGGUUUCCGUUAUCCAAAGUCCUCCAUGGGGGCCGGCGUUACCAUCUCCCUCAGAAAUUAAAUACUAAAAUCAAUCGAUUUUUGCUUUUCUUUUUACAUUUUAAAGAGGAAAAAUCCUAAAAAGCUUUAAUUUGCCCCACUUUUCGUUAUAAUUCAUCAUUUCCUAAUCCCUUUUGGAUAUAUUCAUGAAUGGGUUGAAUUGGGUAACUUCCUAAUUGAGAUUCUGGAUGUCGACAUUAAGGUUCACAAUAUGGCCAACCGCAAUAAUGAUGUUUCUCAGGGAGAAGGCGCUAAUUCAAACCCUAUUGCCUCCUGUGAUCAAGAUCAGGCUCGUGGUGGCAACAAGGUUUACAAAAGUGGUCCACUGUAUAUAUCAUCUAAAGGUAUUGGAUGGACUUCUUGGAAGAAAAGGUGGUUCAUUUUAACACGCACCUCAUUGGUCUUCUUUAGAAGUGAUCCUAAUGCCGUCCCUCUGAAAGUAGGUGAAGCAAAUUUAACACUUGGGGGUAUUGACCUCAACAGUUCAGGCAGUGUGCUUGUCAAAGAAGAUAAGAAGCUCUUGACUGUACUCUUUCCUGAUGGUCGUGAUGGGCGUACUUUCACACUUAAGGCUGAAACUUCAGAAGACUUGCUAGAGUGGAAGGUUGCACUAGAAGAAGCCUUGGCAAAUUCACCUAGUGCUACUCUUGUAGCGGGACAAAAUGGAAUAAUCAGGAAUGAUCAGGCAAAUGCAGUUGAUGACUCUUCAGAACAAUCUAAGGAAAAAUCACCAAAGAAAUCUUUGGUCAUUGGUCAGCCAGUUUUACUUGCUUUGGAAGGUAUUGAUGGAACUCCGUCAUUUUUGGAGAAAGCCCUUAGGUUUGUAGAAGAGCAUGGAGUUAAAGUUGAAGGCAUCUUGCGUCAAGCAGCAUAUGUUGAUGAUGUUGAGCGUCGAAUAAGAGAAUAUGAAAAAGGGAAAGUUGAGUUUUCUGCCGAAGAGGAUGCACAUGUUAUAGCUGAUUGUGUCAAGUAUAUACUCCGGGAGUUACCAUCAUCUCCAGUCCCUGCAUCUUGUUGCAAUGCUCUUUUAGAAUCAUGCCGAGUUGACCGUGGCAUGAGAGUGAGUGCUAUUCAUUCAGCUAUACUGGAGACGUUUCCUGAGCCAAAUCGGCGUUUAUUACAGAGAGUUCUCGUAAUGAUGAAAAAUGUGGUUUCUCACAAGAAUGAGAACCGUAUGAGCACUUCAGCUGUUGCUGCUUGCAUGGCACCUUUGCUACUGCGACCUCUAUUAUCUGGAGAGUGCGAACUUGAACGCAGCUUUGAUAUGGGUGGUGAUGGUUCUAUUCAACUUCUGCAAGCAGCUGCCGCAGCGAACCAUGCCCAAGCUAUUGUCAUCACUUUGCUGGAGGAGUAUGAUAGUAUUUUUGGGGAAGGCUCUGUGCAAACUGAACUUUACUCUGACUCAGACGGUAGUGAAAGCGGGAGUGAAGAAAUUACUGAUGAUGAUGGAAAUUAUGAUGGUAGUGAUUAUGAUGAUGAAGAUGAAGAAGAAGAUGAUGAUGAAGAAGAUGAAGAUGAUGAUGGUAGUGGUGGUGAUAUUGCAGAUGACAUAACGGACGAUACCGAGCAUGCAUCUAGAGCUACUAGUCAGACUAGUGAAAAUGAGUGUGCUAGUAAGGUCUCCAGUCCCAGGACGCCUUAUCCAUGCAAUGCUCUUGAAGUAAAUUAUAUAUCUCCACACGCUCCCCUUCAAAUGUCUCAUAAGCAAGAAACAACUAUUCAGAGUCGUGAUAUUCCUAUGAGGCCAGAAACUGAUCCCAAGGUUCAAGUUGCUGACAUUUCCACUUCUAAAAAAUCUACAGAUGCCAAGAAGAACCUUUCCGUGGAAUCCCAUGAUAAUAUCCCCUUUGAUGAUGGUUGUGUUAAUGCUGAAAUCCAGAAGCUUGAGGCUAUAAAUACUGACUUGCAACACAGAAUUGCCAAGGAGGCUAAGGUGAAUGCAGAUAUGCAAGAAAGUAUGGAGAAACAGAAGAACACCUUGCAUGAGCGCCGUGUAACUCUUGAGCAGGAAGUAGCCAGGCUUCAGGAUCUGUUGGAGAAGGAACAGGAGUUGAGGAUGAUACUGGAAGCCAGACUUAUCAAUCCUCAAGGAUCACAACCCAUACCCUCCAGUAUUAGCAAAGCUGUGAAAGCAAAGUUGGAGGAGAUUGCUCAAGCUGAGGCAGAUGUCAUGAGUUUAAAACAGAAGGCUGAUGAUAUUGAAGCAGAGCUCCAUAGGCAGAGGGAAUACACUUCCAAACUUCACAUUGAUGCAGGCACCCAACCACGACACAAAACAACUUAUCAAGGAAAAAUAAAAGAGAAAGCAGAAAGUGAGCGGGACAAGAAAAGUGAACUUCAGCUGUCAGUGAAUAAACCGCUGCUGAAUUUUAACUCUCCUGCAGCAUCAUUUGCUGCCUCUGUUGAAUCUUUGCUUGCUGUUAGAGGGACUUCUUCUUCAAGUAGUUCGAAGAAAUCUGGUUCAAAAAACGAGGGGGUGACUGCCACUUCAGCACUGACAAAGCUGACAAACCGGCUCAACUUUAUGAAGGAGCGCAACACUCAAAUUGGAAAUCAGGUCCAACCAACAGACAAGGACCGGAUUUUUGGGCAGCCUGCCCGGUCUAUUGAGCGAAAAGGGUCAGACCCUCCCCCAUCCUUACACAACAUGUCCGAGAGCAGCCCUUCAUCUGAACAUAUAGAAUCAAACAGCAACCAAGCUAUUGUGCCGAAUGUAGAUGGUCAACAAUCACUCCAAACUCCUCAAGAUACAUCUAGAAGAUCUGAUGGGCUUAAUAAUAAUAUGGAGCAAGAGAAACCAGAGAGUUUCUCUGAAAAAACCCGAAAUAAGGCCCCCCCUAGGACAGCCUCGAGAUGAUAUACUACGGUUGUGGUGAAGCUCCCUUUUGUUUUUGUAUUGUUUUUGCAUUAACCACAUUUUUACCUGAGCGCUUGUUUGGGGACAACACUAGAAUGCAGAUUUCCAUGUGUGUAGCUUAACUGCUGCACUAGCCCAUUCCCUGCUGCAGCUGAAUGAGUGUGUUUGUAGCCAAGUUAGUGCUGUUUUUGUAUAGCAAGUGUCUAUUGACAUAAUAGAUGUUCUGAAUUUUCUUUGUUUCUUUCUGUUUUCUUUGUAAAUAGUGAAAGGUAGUGGCUCAUCAGAAAACACUCAUUAUCAGUCUUUUUGUUUGAAGUUUCCCUUGAAUCUUAAAAAAUCAUUGCCUUGUUCGAUUUGUAAGUGUAACUAGUGCAGUGCUAAAUAAUCAUGGCAGAUGUCAUUACAUA
This is a messenger RNA of Cuscuta europaea, 3394 nucleotides long. NCBI's taxonomy places the organism in Eukaryota, Viridiplantae, Streptophyta, Magnoliopsida, Solanales, Convolvulaceae. The record is from the annotation of a GenBank genome assembly.